AUUAAGACGGCGCAACCGCCAUCUCAACUUGUUAUCUUUUAAUAGACGCAUAUUCGCUGAUUUAGUAUUGUAGAAAAUACCAACGCGUCGUCAAUUCUCAUAAUUCAUAGCGUUCUAAUCACCAUCUCCAGUCAUUUCUUCCUUCACUCUCACUCUCAUUCCUUCGUCUAUCCGCAUACCAAUCUCGUCGCUGGUGACGUCGUCUCAUCUCAUCCGACGUAUACUCGAUUCCAGCCAGCAAUUCUCCGAACUGCAAAUCACUAUUACUACCUUCAAUACAUACGAAUCACUUUACUGCGCCCAUAGUUACCUUCCAUAUAUUACUACCUAGAACCGCGCGAAUAGAAUCCCGAGUUAGUAUGGCAUCAGUAACAUCCUUGGACAAGGACUUGCGAAAGUUGCGUCUCGAAAAAUAUACGCCAGCUGCUGCGAACGAGGCACAGUCGUGGAUUGAGGGUGUAUUAGGUAGCAGACUUCCAUCCAACGAUCUUCUCGACGGACUUAAGGAUGGCGUUGCUCUAUGCAAACUCAUUAAUCUGGCUGUCGGUCCGCCCGGCGUUAAAUUCAAGCAAUCUGCUAUGCCAUUCAUCCAGAUGGAGAACAUCUCCCAUUUCCUUCGUGCCUGCCAAUCGCCACCCCUGAAUUUACAAGAUCACGACGUGUUUCUUACAGUCGAUUUAUACGAGCGGAAAGACCCUGCCCAAGUUCUCCAGUGCCUCGGCGCUUUCUCUCGAGCCGCGCAUUCCCUUAACCCCUCCGCAUUUCCCUCCCCCAUUGGAUCAAAGGCGAAAAUAACCACCACCAUGAGCCCGCAGAGCACAGGUCCAACGACCCCGCGUAAUAGAAAAUUGUCCAAUGUCAGCAACAACUCAUCUACGUACGGUUCACGGUCUGGUAUAACCCCUACGAAAACUGGAGACUCGGGCUCGGGACGCUGGAGUCCUACUAAGAGUCCACCGCCAUCGAGCGAACGUAUAGGAUCGCCGUCUGUAUCUAGUUGGAGCAAGAGAGACCUCGAAGGGGUUACAAGCCCCGCAUGGAACAUUGCGCAGUACGGCUAUAUGGGCGGCGCAAGUCAGGGCAACCUAGGUAUAUCCUUCGGAGGGCGGCGGCAGAUUACCAGCGCUAGUCCUCUUGUCCCCAACUUGGCCGAUAAGGAGCGCAAGCGCAAAGAGCAGGAGGCCGAGGUUGAACGACAGAGGUUGCAAGCAGAUGACGAGGAACGUAUCCGUAAGGCUGGGCUAGAAGCUGAAGAGGAACGGGCACGGUCAGUAGAGGAGCAUAAAUGGGAGGAAGAGACGAGACGGCUACGCACUGAAGAAAAGCGCAAGGCGGAAGAAGAGAAACGUCGGUGGGAGGAGGAAGAGCGCCAAUGGAAACUAACAGAGGAAAAACGAAGGAGGGAAGAAGAAGAAGCCGAAGCAAAAUUAGCCGAAGAGCGCCGUCGUGCGAAGGGUCAAAACGAUAGCCGAUUACAAGGGCAAUUCCUUAGCCAAUACCAGGCCGAACACGAUAUCACGCCGCAAAAGAGUGGCGGUGGCGGAUAUAGCGAUCGCAUCAAACAGUUAGAGCAAGAACUAGAGUUGGCAAGGAAACGAGAGACGGAAUAUGAGGAAGAGCGACAGAGGCGGUCACAGAACCGAGCGCGAUCUCGUAGCCGGCCAAAAAAGGUAGAAUCUAGGCCACCUAGUCGCCAAGACUCGUGGCGACCGAAAGACGAGCGCGAGUUCCUCAGUACACAAUGGAAUCGACGCCAGCAAGAGCAGCGAGAGCGAGGGCAACAACAAGAACCACAGCAGGACACUGCUCCUCCGCCUCCGCCGCGUCCACUCCCCGUACCUGGAUUGGCUGCUCCAAUAAAAACCAAUCGCACAGGAGAGAACCCACCCGUUCCCGUAAAAUCUCAAAGAACUGGGGAGAGUAGGCCCCUUCCCAUUCCGGACCGGAUUAAGAAUCAGGCAAUCGGUGGCUCAAGUCCAAACCCGUCGGCACGGCCCCUUCCUGUCCCAUCCUCGAAUUCCAACGGUAAUCGUACGGAUCGCUUCCUCGCCUCCAACCCGGCGCCCGCUCCGGCUCCUCCGCAGCAAACUUACUCUCGUGAGCUCGACGCCACAGCAGAACGUGAUGCGGAGGACAGACGACGAGCCGAAUCACAAGCUAAGACGAAGGCAGGCGGCUGGGCCGGCAAGUCUUUACUGGAGCGCGAGAUGGAAAUGGAAAGGCAAAGACAGCGCGAAUGGGAAGAGUCACAGCAGGAGACGGCUAAGGCGGUUAGAGCAGGCGAUGGUGUAGAUGGUAUUGGCGGCGGAGUUGGUGGCCGGUGGGACGUUAGUCAGUGGAGCGGAUACACUGGCGGCGACAGCCAAAACAAUGGAUCUGCGGGUAUCGGAGCUGGAAGGAGGCAAAUCGUUGGGCCUAGGCCGUUACCAAACAGACCCGGGCCGUGAACGACUCCCCCGAUGGAAUAGUGCGGGAUUAGUUAUCUACCUGUUCCCAGCAGUGUACUUAAGGUCAUUUGAGGAAUAGAGAACCAAUAACGACAUUAUGCAAUAUAUUUCAUCAAGUUCGGCAUUAGAGUAUUGUCGGCUUCUUAUUUGAGGACAAUUGUGAAGGGGAAGGGAAUUAUGAGUUUGAGU
This is a messenger RNA of Daldinia loculata, 2636 nucleotides long. RefSeq lists its product as uncharacterized. NCBI's taxonomy places the organism in Eukaryota, Fungi, Ascomycota, Sordariomycetes, Xylariales, Hypoxylaceae. The coding region runs from base 360 to 2447 and encodes 695 amino acids. The transcript has 3 exons. Gene Ontology annotation, molecular function: protein binding. The record is from RefSeq and is a predicted model, not a curated record.